This is a messenger RNA of Monopterus albus (swamp eel), 1511 nucleotides long. RefSeq names its product ddb1 and cul4 associated factor 13 (gene dcaf13). Lineage: Eukaryota; Metazoa; Chordata; Actinopteri; Synbranchiformes; Synbranchidae. The transcript has 12 exons. Gene Ontology annotation, molecular function: protein binding. The record is from RefSeq and is a predicted model, not a curated record. Gene Ontology annotation, biological process: maturation of SSU-rRNA from tricistronic rRNA transcript (SSU-rRNA, 5.8S rRNA, LSU-rRNA). Gene Ontology annotation, cellular component: nucleolus; small-subunit processome. Bases 83 to 1420 code for a protein of 445 amino acids.
CAGCCGGGAGGGGUUUACUAGACAGUCCUGUCUCUGUAACGUUAAUGGUGGAGUGAUUUGGAGAGGAGCCCAUGUUUACAGAAUGAAGGUUAAAGUCCUCUCGAGGAACCCGGAUGACUAUGUCCGGGAGACCAAACUAGAUAUUCAGCGUGUCCCUAGAAACUAUGACCCAACACUUCAUCCAUUUGAGGUGACUAGAGAGUACACCCGGGCUCUGAAUGCCACUAAACUGGAGAGGGUGUUUGCCAAGCCAUUCCUGGCCUCCCUGGACGGUCACAGGGAUGGUGUGAAUUGCAUGGCCAAGCAUACCAAGAGCCUUUCCACCCUGCUCUCUGGCUCCUGCGAUGGGGAGGUGAAAGUGUGGAAUCUGACCAAACAUGAAUGUGUCCGCACACUCCAAGCACAUGAAGGUUUUGUCCGGGGAAUGGUUGUCCGAUAUUGUGGAGCUUCCUUUUUUACGGUUGGUGAUGACAAAACAAUCAAACAAUGGAAAAUGGAAGCGAUGGGUUACGGAGAGGAAGAGGUGCCCCUUAAUACUAUCCUGGGCAAGACUGUAUUCACAGGACUGGACCAUCACCAGAAGGAUGGUGUAUUUGCAACAUGUGGCCAGCAGGUGGACAUCUGGGAUGAGCAGAGGAGUAGCCCAAUCCGUUCUUUCACAUGGGGCGUAGACAGCUUUAGCUGUGUCCGCUUCAACCCUGUAGAGACUGAACUUCUUGGAAGCUGUGCUUCUGACAGAAGCAUAGUGCUCUAUGAUAUGAGAGAAUCGAUGCCACUUAAAAAGGUUAUAAUGACAAUGAGGAGCAACACAUUAUGCUGGAACCCCAUGGAAGCCUAUUAUUUCACAUGCUCAAAUGAAGACUACAACCUCUACACAUAUGACAUGAGGUACCUGCAGCGGCCCGUCACAGUGCACAUGGACCAUGUCUCUGCAGUGCUUGAUGUUGACUACUCUCCUACUGGGAAGGAAUUUGUAUCUGCCAGUUUUGACAAGACGGUCCGUAUCUUCCUCAAGGAUGGUGGCCACAGCAGGGAAGUGUACCACACCAAACGCAUGCAGCAUGUCAUCUGUGUUAAAUGGUCGGCAGACAGCAAGUACAUCAUGAGUGGGUCUGAUGAAAUGAACAUCCGACUGUGGAAAGCCAACGCAGCUGAGAAAUUAGGAGUGCUGGCCCCCAGAGAGAGGCAGGCUGCCAACUAUAGUCAGAAGCUGAAGGAGAAGUUCCAGCACCACCCACAGAUCCGACGCAUAGCUCGUCACCGACAUUUACCCAAGAACAUCUACCAUCAGACCAAGGAGUUGAGGAUUAUGAAGGAGGCUCGCAGUAGGAAGGAGAGGAAUGUUCGCAAACACAGCAAACCUGGCACUAUUCCUGUGGUGUCUGAGAAGGAGAAGCACGUUGUCACUGUGGUGCAAUAAACAGAACUGGAAAAGAGCACAGUGGACAUGAUGAUACUGCCCUCACUUAAUAAAGAAAAAUGAUACCACUUGUUAGUUGGGGGAAAGCCAA